UUCUCUUUAUUCAGAAGCAUAAAGUUGUUUGCUGAUUGCCAGAAGAUGUUUCUUUGGCUCUUUCUGAUUUUGUCAGCCUUGAUUUCUUCAACAAAUGCAGAUUCUGACAUAUCGGUGGAAAUUUGCAAUGUGUGCUCCUGCGUGUCAGUCGAGAAUGUGCUCUAUGUCAACUGUGAGAAGGUUUCUGUCUACAGACCAAACCAGCUGAAACCGCCCUGGUCUAAUUUUUAUCACCUCAACUUCCAAAACAAUUUUUUAAAUAUCCUCUAUCCGAAUACAUUCUUGAAUUUUUCACACGCAGUAUCCCUGCAGCUGGGAAAUAACAAACUACAGAACAUUGAGGGAGGAGCCUUCCUUGGGCUCAGUGCAUUAAAGCAGUUGCACUUGAACAACAAUGAAUUAAAGAUUCUCCGAGCUGACACUUUCCUUGGCAUAGAGAACUUGGAGUAUCUCCAGGCCGACUACAAUUUAAUCAAGUAUAUUGAGCGAGGAGCCUUCAAUAAACUCCACAAACUGAAAGUUCUCAUUCUUAAUGACAAUCUGAUUUCAUUCCUUCCUGAUAAUAUUUUCCGAUUCGCAUCUUUGACCCACCUAGAUAUCCGAGGGAACAGAAUCCAGAAGCUCCCCUAUAUCGGGGUCCUGGAACACAUAGGCCGCGUCGUCGAACUGCAGCUGGAGGACAAUCCUUGGAAUUGUAGCUGUGACUUGUUGCCUUUAAAAGCAUGGCUGGAGAAUAUGCCAUAUAACAUUUACAUAGGAGAAGCUAUCUGUGAAACGCCCAGUGACUUGUAUGGCAGGCUUUUAAAAGAGACCAACAAACAAGAAUUAUGCCCCAUGGGCACGGGCAGUGAUUUUGAUGUACGAAUCCUGCCUCCGUCUCAGCUGGAGAAUGGCUACACCACUCCCAAUGGCCACACGACCCAAACGUCCUUACACAGAUUAGUGACCAAACCGCCGAAAACAACAAACCCGUCCAAGAUCUCUGGGAUUGUGGCAGGCAAAUCCCUCUCCAACCGCAAUCUCAGUCAGAUCGUGUCUUACCAAACAAGGGUGCCUCCCCUGACGCCGUGCCCGGCCCCUUGCUUUUGCAAAACACAUCCCUCAGACUUGGGACUGAGUGUCAACUGCCAAGAGAAAAACAUACAGUCCAUGUCUGAACUGGUCCCGAAACCUUUAAAUGCCAAGAAGUUGCACGUCAAUGGCAAUAGCAUCAAAGAUGUGGACAUUUCAGACUUCGCCGAGUUUGAAGGACUGGAUUUGCUGCAUUUAGGCAGCAAUCAGAUUACCGUGAUCAAGGGAGAUGUAUUCCACAAUCUCACUAAUUUGCGCAGGCUGUAUCUCAAUGGCAAUCAGAUUGAAAGACUCUACCCUGAAAUUUUCUCAGGCCUUCAUAACCUGCAGUAUCUGUAUUUGGAGUACAAUCUGAUUAAGGAGAUCUCAGCGGGCACCUUCGACUCCAUGCCCAAUUUGCAGUUACUGUAUCUAAACAACAAUCUCUUAAAAAGCCUGCCCGUUUACAUUUUUUCGGGAGCGCCCCUGGCUAGACUGAACCUGCGGAACAACAAGUUCAUGUACUUGCCGGUCAGCGGGGUCCUCGAUCAGCUGCAGUCUCUGACACAGAUUGACUUGGAGGGCAACCCUUGGGACUGUACGUGUGACUUGGUGGCAUUGAAGCUGUGGCUGGAGAAGCUGAAUGACGGGAUUGUGGUGAAGGAACUAAAAUGUGAGACACCUGUCCAGUUUGCCAACAUUGAACUGAAGUCCCUCAAAAAUGAAAUCUUAUGUCCCAAACUCUUAAACAAGCCAUCUGCGCCAUUCACAAGCCCUGCACCUGCCAUGACGUUCACCACCCCGCUGGGUCCCAUUCGAAGUCCUCCUGGUGGCCCAGUACCUCUGUCUAUUCUAAUCUUAAGUAUCUUGGUGGUCCUCAUUUUAACGGUGUUUGUUGCUUUUUGCCUUCUUGUUUUCGUGCUGCGACGCAACAAGAAGCCCACGGUGAAGCACGAAGGCCUGGGGAACCCGGAUUGCGGCUCCAUGCAGCUGCAGCUCAGGAAGCACGAGCACAAGACCAAUAAAAAAGACGGACUGAGCACAGAAGCCUUCAUCCCACAAACCAUAGAACAGAUGAGCAAGAGCCACACCUGUGGUUUGAAAGAGUCUGAAACUGGCUUCAUGUUCUCAGACCCUCCGGGACAGAAAGUCAUGAUGAGGAAUGCGGCCGACAAGGAGAAAGAUUUGUUACAUGCGGACAGUAGGAAGAGACUGAGCACAAUCGACGAGCUGGAUGAAUUAUUCCCGAGCAGGGAUUCCAAUGUGUUUAUUCAGAAUUUUCUCGAAAGCAAAAAGGAGUACAACAGCAUAGGUGUCAGUGGCUUCGAGAUCCGCUAUCCGGAAAAACAACAAGACAAAAAAAACAAGAAGUCACUGAUAGGCGGCAACCACAGUAAAAUCAUUGUGGAGCAAAGGAAGGGCAGUGAGUAUUUUGAACUGAAGGCAAAACUCCAGAGUUCCCCCGACUACCUACAGGUCCUGGAGGAGCAGACAGCUUUGAACAAGAUCUAGGUCGUGCAAUCUCGCUUCAUACAGAGGACAUUUAUUUAAUGAUGAAAGUGCCUUUUGUUGACUCCUAACUUCCAAAUACUAUAUUAUCAAUAGGCAUAGAGGCAGGCGCUUCCAAGAGUGUCUCAUUAACUGUAGCUGCAAAAGAUGUGUCCAGUGGCAGAGAAUUUCCUUAAUAGAUUUUACUACAUAAAACCUAUACUGUGGAGUCCUGUGGGGAUACUGCAAACUCUAUUGCCAAAGGGAUGCUUUAUAUACAUAAAACACUGAAUUUAACCUCAAGAGGCAAAUCUGUUUUGUACCCCAAUGCAAAACCUUCGUCUCUUUGUGCUUUGUAAAGCAGACCCAAGAAAACUGGUACCAGUGUUCGUACCUCAGCUGGGUCCUUCAUCUUGCACGUAGAUUAAGUUGGUGGAACUGGAAAAAUCCUUUUGAUUUGUGGCAUUGUAACAACUCUGUGUAAAGAUUAUCUGAAAAGUAAAACACAAAAACAAAAAAACAAAAAAAAAACACACAAAAACCCAAAACAAAACAACAAAAAAAAAAGCAUGCAAAGAGAGAACAUUCGAUAGUAUUUGUAAAAUUGGUAAACUUUAUGGCCUGCAUCUUGAAACCGCUGGAUUUAUAAUGUUAAAUUGUGCAAAUAUUUCUUUAAAAUAUACCAUGCAUUACAUAAUUAUAAAAUAAAUUUGAACACUUUAAGCAUUACCUGUCUAUACAUAAAACCCAAAAGAAAAACAUCAACUUGAGUUCCAUAGCGUUUGUGGUGAUCUGAAGAAAUACAUGAUGUUUCUCAGAAUUAAACAAGGCUCAAAUUAAACUAACAUUAGAGUUUGUUCUCAGUUAUGUGAAAUACCCACAAUCCUUAAAGGUUGUCCAAAACUAGCAAAGUGCUUACCGUGUGAGCGCACCCAAAGCUAUUUUUGUAACAUAAUUCAUAUUUAUGAAGUACUUUGUAUACUAAAUAGGAAAAUAUGUACUCCUUAAUAUGUAUUUAAUAUGCCUGACUUGUUUUCCUGAUCACAGGGAAUUUAUCAGUAAGUAUAAAUUUAGACAGGAAAAAUAUACCAAACUGAAACCGAAGCUUACGUGUACAGAAAUAUUCUGGACAUUGUGAUCAGGUAUCAUUUAAAGAGAAACAAAAAAACACAAAAACACAAAAAUACAAAAAAAAACACAAACAAACCAGUUCUGUGCUAUUCUUGAGAAUUUAGCAUAUUAUCUGCAAAUUUGUUACCAACUGUGCAUUUUAAAAUAGGUUUCCUUAGUUUUAUAGUAUCGUGUCUGGGGCAGUUGUUAGUUGCCAUCAGUUGUCUUGCUUUUCAGGAUUCUACGAGCUUACUUCAAAUAGUUCUCACUACAAAUAUUGACAAAAUUAAUGAGUAAGGUUAAUAGUGAUAUCUCGUCCACAUCAGUAUCCUGUCCUGUCAUCGUUCGACUACUAUAAGAUGAUCCAGUAGAGCAGUGAACAUCACGGUAAGGUCAGCUAUCAGAGCCACACUGGAAAAUGCUUUCUUUGGUCUCCAAUGGGUUCACAGUCUGCAACUACAGAUGAUAUGCCACUGUGUUUGCUUGUGCAAACCUGGGUUCACCAGCUUGUUAACUUCGAAGUCAAAAUUGGUCAAAGGAACGGAAGACUUGGUAAUGGGAGACAUCUGAAGAUUUGUAGGAGCUCUCAAUUUGCAAAGUGACAUCCCGAAACACAUUACCUUCUUGGCCUGCCUGCAUAUGUAUGUCUUUCGUGCUCCAUCUCUUAGAAUUACUGUGUUAAUCAGUAAGAUGACCAAGAAGGUAAACAUAGACAUAUUUCGUGAACUUCCAGUGGCAAAUGUUUUGGUGCAGCUUCCAAAAUGAUACUACAGUUAAAGUUGUAACAGUAGUCCCUUUAUUAAGUACUAAUUUCAGGGCUUUAUAUGUUUGUUCCAAGAUAAACAAACAACUUGGCAUUCUUAGAGGGUGUGUGUGCGUGCGCGCCCGUGUGUGUGUGUGUGUGUGUGUGUGUGUGUGUGUGUGUAUUUGAGUAUAUAUGCAUACAUAUAAAUAAUUUGGAGAUUUUUUUUUAAAUAGCAAAAGAAAUUGUCUCCAUAUGUAUGUGCUGGUGCUCUUAAAACUUUAAUGUGUAAUUUUAAUUUUCAUGACAAUGUCUGUGAAAACUUUAUAUGAAUAUUAAAAAAAUACAAAUACUUGCUUUCUGAUCUUGAGAGAAAAGACAUGAAGAUGUGUGCCCAAUAGCGUGUUUUCAUCUACAGUUUUACAAGGACUUUUCAUAUGCCGUUACCAUGUUUGCAGGCAUUCAUGGAUUAAAGGGCUCCCAAUGCAUACUGACAGGAUAAAGAUGCAAAGGCUUCAAAGAAAGUGUUUUAGUUUAUCCUGUCAAUAAAGUAUGGAUUGAGGAAUCUUAAGUAGACACUUAUGGAAGGAACCGGAAGCUCUAUCCAUGAUCUGGUGAUAAUAGGUCAUUGGCAUGAUGCCUUUUAUUCAGUGUGUUGAGGCUUUGAAGAUGUUUCAAGGUUUCUGCAGUUGUCAAUGGCAAGAGGACCUACCGCCAUCUUAAAGCUUGCUGUAGCAUAUUGGCUAUCUCAUACUCUUCUGCUGAAAGGUAUAAAUGUUUCACUUUUUUUACAGAGUAAUUUAAAUGUGUGUGGUUAUUUGGAGGUUUUAAUUGUAAGUGAAUGACAGUAACAAAUCCUUGGUUAAGGCUGAUCUAUUUUCCUUAACUGAAGUCAUUGUGCCUACAUUAUACAGUGUAUACUAUUUUGCACUUGCCUCUCAUUAGUUCUACUUGUACAUUUUAUGAUAAUGUAGUUAGGCAUAAGUUUUGAGUUGAGUGCAACAGCAGUUAAAAUACUGUAUCUACAUUUUGUUGGCUUCAACUAUAACCUUGAUGUUAGUUUAACCCCUUGAGGAGCAAAAUAUAUGUCAGUACAGCAUCUUCAGUAAAAUUUGAUUCAGAUCUAGAAAAUCCAAGAAGUGCUCACUUCUAAUGUGGUCUGACACAUCAUGGGCUUCUUGGCAUUGUAUCAUAUGCUUGGACUCGGUUAGAAUGGUUGCAAAGGAGAUUAGAUCAUAUGAAAUUAGUGGAGGGGUUGAGAUAAUAUAUUAUGUCUGUGUAAUAUAAAUCAAGUUUUAAAUUAUUUUUUUAUGAAAUCAAUAAAGAUGAUUCAAUUCUUGAAAAGUAAAUCUUUGUGUAGUUUUAUGAGAAAGCAGCUAUUAAAAUACAGUGAGUCAAGUCUAUAAGGCAAUUUAUAUUCUACAUUUAGUUUUCCAUUCUAAAAAGUAAACUGAAUAAAUAUAUUAAUUAGAAGAUCAUUUAAGACCAGCUUUUUUUUGUUGUUGCUUUUUAAAAACUUUUCGUUUCUUUAAGCCAUAAGGAUGUAUCAGUUACACAGGGCAUGGCCUCAUGAGUAAUGUCAACGGGUAUUGCAGAAAUAACAGAACCCAUCUAGAAAUGUAUGGCAGUAAUAUUAAUCUAUGAUAUCUUUUGCAUGAUUUGUACUUUGACAUUGUAUGAAAUGAGCACAGUGAGUUUUUUUUUUUUUUGUUAUUGUCGCAUCCAAAGAGCUGGGGAGAAAAUAUAUUAAGAAUGUAUUUAUAAUCACUAUUUUGAAAUAAAGUAAAGAAAAUACAUUGUACUGUUUUUACCCUGAUUUGAUUAUUAGCAUUUUAGGUUAGUUUAUAAGAUAAAAAUCAAGCAAUGCUAUAAAAGGUGAUGUAAAUCACAGAAAGAAACUGUUUUGAUGAGUUUCGUUUGCUUUUCAUAACAUCAAGGUAUUAGAAUUUAUUAAAUGCCAUUUUUAUGGAAGUAUUAAUAAAAUUGUUUGCUAUGAUGGUAUCUCUGAAGCCACAGUUUGUGAAAUAUAUUUAUCUUUCCAUUAUCUUUCAGAAGAAAUAAAGUGGGAAGCAAAUUGAUCUUUUCACCUAGAUUUGAGGGUAAGAUACAGAGCUUUAGAAAACUGUUUGUAUUAAACUAAUUGCUAUGUUAAGAGAUGCUUCUCCCCGCCAAACAUCUUUGCAAUCUGUAUUCCUUUCCCCUGGCAGUCCAUUCCCAUUAAUCAAUAUGCUUACAAAAACUUCAGAACCUCUAUAAUCCAUGGCCAGCCUGGCAGGUUACAAGUUAGUUGCCCAUUUAUGGGGUGGAUUAUGAUUUUUUAUUUGGUUCUUUCAAAGAUGAUCAAAAUCACCAAUUUAUCACUUUACCAGAGUUUUAUGGUCGAGAAAAAAUGACCUGAGUGCAUUACGGUUAAUUUGAAGCCAAUCAUGUACAGCAAAAAUUAAAAACAGACCAAUAAAGUGAAUUAAAGGCAUGUUUCCUUAUGGUAAGAGAUGCAAAGAGAGAGGGAAAUGGAGAAUAUACAUUAAGGGUUUUGUGGUCUUAAGUCUAUCCCUAGCUAUGCUGAAGGAAUGGACAGCAUGGAUAGCACGUACAAGUGCUUUUGGACAAAAUGUUUUAUGUAUCACGGGAUAUACAUUCAUGUUUUAGUUCUUUGUGAGUUACUGAGCAUAGAGCUUUGAGUCCCAGCCACUUAGUUAUGUGGACAAGUGGUAUCAGAUGAAGGUUUGGCUUCAUUGCCAGUGCUCAUUCAAUUAGUCACUAUGGUCAGAUGGGUUGAACUAAAAUAUCCCGUUUGUGGCUUCACUUACCAGGAAUAACUGUCAACAAAUGUCAAAUUCACUCGAUAAUUGCUAAGCCUCAAUUCUGGAUAUGCUGAGGCUCUGUUUUUUGUUAAAUUAAAAGCAACUGAGAGGUUAAAUGAAUUUGAAUACCUUAUUUUGGACAAAAGUGCCCUUAAUCUAAUUUUGAAUUUUGUUUUGUCUUAGUUUCCAUUGGUUGUGAAGAUUGUACUUUAUAUGCAAACAUAUAAAAAGAUUCACGUUUUUCAUUAAAUCAUAAUAAUUAUCAGAUCCAUUGACUGUAGAACUGAGAUCCAAGAAAGAAUUACUCAGCCCUCCACCUUAGUUUGCUUUUGUAGACACCGGCUAAAUAGAAAUUCUAGUGGUCUCAAUAAUAUAUCAGAAAUGAGAAAUCGCUUGUUUAACUUUAAAAGCUCAUGUAAGGUCCUCAGAGAAAUUAUAUGAUUAUGUCACGAAGAAAUACAAAAUAUCUCUUGUUUGGCAAUACUAGAUCGUGUCCUAGGCUGCUGGUUAACAGCCCGAGGAAGGUAUGCUGUGCAGCAGAUACUGCUCAUGGAAGCCUUUGAAAAUCAUAGUAAGCUCAGUUCUCCCGACUAAGAAUUGCAAUGUAUAUUUCCAUUAUUGUUUCAUGUAAACUGAAUCAUUGUGGUAAAAUUCUGGAGUUGCUAUUCAGUUAUUUUAAUGCUGUUUUCACUAAUAAAAGUCUUUUCUUAAUAGGUCA
This is a messenger RNA of Suricata suricatta (meerkat), 7912 nucleotides long. It is a transcript of the gene SLITRK4, whose product is annotated as SLIT and NTRK like family member 4. The transcript has a single exon. Gene Ontology annotation, cellular component: glutamatergic synapse; membrane. Lineage: Eukaryota; Metazoa; Chordata; Mammalia; Carnivora; Herpestidae. The coding region runs from base 46 to 2562 and encodes 838 amino acids. Gene Ontology annotation, biological process: positive regulation of synapse assembly; axonogenesis; regulation of presynapse assembly. Gene Ontology annotation, molecular function: protein binding. The record is from RefSeq and is a predicted model, not a curated record.